Molecule: messenger RNA, 2387 nt
Organism: Anoplophora glabripennis (Asian longhorned beetle)
Lineage: Eukaryota; Metazoa; Arthropoda; Insecta; Coleoptera; Cerambycidae
Product: retrovirus-related Pol polyprotein from transposon 17.6
Source: RefSeq, a predicted model, not a curated record
GAAGAACACUACAACUUGGCGACGAGGAUUAAAGUAAAAAGGACGGCUACGAAAAAAAAAAGAUGGCGACUAGUGUAAGAGUGCAAGUGCCAGAAUUUGACCACGAUGGUGACUGGACAGUAUAUAGCGAACGACUGGAACAGUACUUCAUCGCUAAUGGAAUCACCGCUGAACCAUUAAAGGUCGCAAAUCUAUUAAGUGUAGUGGGACCAACCACAUACUUAUUACUGAGAAGUCUGUGCAACCCGUACUUACCCAAAGACAAAACCUAUGCGGAGUUGUGUGCCAUUUUAAACAAACAUUUUUGUCCGCAAGUGAGUGCGUGGAGAGAAAGGAAAAAAUUUUACGAAGCCAAACAAGAUGGCGGAGAGAACGUAGCAGCAUGGUACGCACGUGUGUGCAGUUUGGCGGUAAAUUGUGGGUUCAACAAUACGUUGACGGACAUUGUGAAAGAUAAAUUUAUAACGGGGUUAAGAAAGGGCGAAGUUUUUGACCGAUUGUGUGAAGAGAAGGUUGAUGAAGGGCUGGACAAAUUAAAAAACCUAGCCAUCCAGCGUGAAAACAUGAAGAUCCAACGAGGUGAUAAAGAAAGGAGCAGUAGUGGUGAAGGAGAUUUAAAUUUUAUCGGAGGAAAGGCGAGACCAGGCAAAGGGAAUAGUUCAGGUAUUAGAGAACAGCAGCAGCGGCAGUUUCGACACCAAGGCGCAGGAUCGGCAGUUGAACGGCAGGGCGACACUUCCCGUCGAACGGAACACGCCCAUCGCAACGGAAGACAAAUGUCAAGGCCGGGAGGAGGAAGUAGCAACAGCGCCAACUAUGGUCGCAAGGUGACAGGAGAGGUUAGAAGAAAUUGCCGAGUGUGCGGAGUCUCUCAUGCAGGAAGGUGCAACUACAGGGAAUACAUCUGCAGAACGUGUGGUGUUAAGGGCCAUUUAUCUAAGGUCUGUAGAAAGAAAAGCAACUUAAAUUACAUGGAAGAAAGCAGGUCGAUUCCCUUGGCUUAUAAGAAGGAGAUGGAGGAUGAGUUGAACAAGAUGGUGCGACAAGGAAUAUUGACGCCCGCUCAACAUAGUGACUACGCCACUCCAUUAGUGCCAAUAAUAAAGAAGGAUGGACGCAUACGCAUCUGUGGCGACUAUAAGUCGACCGUAAACCGAUAUUUGAUGGAGGAGACUUAUCCCUUACCACUUAUCGAAGAGUUAUUUGCUAAGCUUCAUGGAGGCGAGAAGUUCACUAAGCUGGAUCUCUGUUCAGCAUACAUGCAGUUUCUUCUGGACGACGAAGCACGAAAGCUGCUCACGUGGAGCACGCAUAAGGGUCUGUUUCACAUUAAUAGAAUGCCAUAUGGCAUCGCCCCAGCUAGCGGUAAGUUCCAAAAAUACAUAGAACAGAUAUUCCAAGGUGUAGAAAAUGUCUGUAUUUAUCUAGAUGAUAUCUUAAUAACGGGUAGAAACAGAUCAGAACACUUACAAACUUUAAAAAAGGUAUUAAUGAUCUUGAGAGACGCUGGUUUGACUGUUAAACUUUCAAAGUGUGAAUUCUUUAAAGACACCUUAGAGUAUUUGGGUCAUAAUAUAUCCAAGGAAGGGUUAAGAAAAUCAGAGAGUAAAGUUAAAGCCAUUUUAGAGGCAAGACAGCCAGAAAACAUAAAAGAAACAAGGUCAUUACUAGGUGUAUUAAAUUUUUAUAGCAAAUUCAUACCUAAUUUUGCACAUAUUAUGAGACCCAUAUAUAGUUUGUUGAAACAAGACAGGAUAUUCGAGUGGUCAGACGAUUGUGAAAGGUCUUUUGAGAGAAUCAAGAAAUUAAUUGCGUCUGAUCUUGUGUUAACUCAUUUUAACCCCAACUUACCUUUAAUUCUCACCACAGACAGCUCCGACUAUGGCAUUGCCGCAAUACUGUCACACCAGAUGCCUGAUGGAGAGCGUCCCAUAGCCUGCUACUCGAGGACAUUACAGCCCGCUGAAGCAAAAUACAGCACGAUUCAUAAAGAAGCCUUGGCACUGUACUGGGGUACGGUGAAGUGCUCACAGUUCCUCAUGGGACGACGUUUCAUAUUACGGACAGACCACAAACCACUCAUAACACUAUUUGGUGAACACAAAGGUAUUCCCAAGAUGUAUGAAAACAGACUGCAACGUUGGGCAGCAUAUCUGUCGGGAUUCAACUACACCAUAGAACACAUAAAAGGCAAGAACAACAUGAUAGCUGACUACUUUUCAAGGGUGCCUUUGAAGUGCACAGAGGAAACUGAGGAUGAACAAGUAAGUUAUGUGAACUAUACUACUAACAAGAGUGAUUGGCCAAUAAAUAACGAAUUAAUCAGGAAAACAACAAAACAUGAUGCUUAUUUGCAAACAGUGAUAGAAUGUGUGGUUAAUAAUAGA